AUGAAGGCCGGAGCCGUCUCGGCACGAGCAGACGAGGGUUGGCAUUCGCACUCAAUUGCAUCGGGCAAGGAGCAGCCCGUCCGUCUAGAUGGAGACUCCGGUCUCGUCUCUGUUCUCUUCCGACGACGGAGACUGCGAAACAUCAGAACAAAGCAAGUGCCCACCAAGGCGUCGUUCAAGGAGGGUACUUGA
Molecule: messenger RNA, 192 nt
Organism: Colletotrichum graminicola M1.001
Lineage: Eukaryota; Fungi; Ascomycota; Sordariomycetes; Glomerellales; Glomerellaceae
Exons: 1
Coding region: 1-192 (63 amino acids)
Source: RefSeq, a predicted model, not a curated record